Exophiala xenobiotica is the source of this 1608-nucleotide messenger RNA. RefSeq lists its product as uncharacterized. NCBI's taxonomy places the organism in Eukaryota, Fungi, Ascomycota, Eurotiomycetes, Chaetothyriales, Herpotrichiellaceae. Gene Ontology annotation, molecular function: N-acetyltransferase activity. The record is from RefSeq and is a predicted model, not a curated record. The coding region runs from base 66 to 1493 and encodes 475 amino acids. The transcript has 2 exons.
GGUGCCGACUGCUUGACGGAUCUAGGACCUGAUAUAACCCAUAAAAGGCCAACGACCAAUUGAAGAUGUGCUUCGCUCGGUCGAGCUCACCGCGCGGAGACAACUAUCUGCGUGCAGCAAGUUCCGGCGAAUGUCGAUGCAUCGUACGCGAGUCUGUCGGGUUCUAUCGCGCACUGGUCGUGGGUAGUAUCUAUGAGUUCUCCACUCCCACGGACUUGACUUCAAUUUACACCUUCGCGCCUGCAUUGCGGAAGUGCAUCGAUCGUCACCCUCUUCUCAGCGCGAGCAUUGCAGGCUCUGAUACGAAAUCACCUUUCUACCAAUUCUGUCCGCGCCUUGAUUUGAAUCAGCAUGUGCAAUUCUUUCGGCAAGGGGUGGAGAGCGAGACCCAGGCCAUUCAGCUGCUACUGCCUAGCAUACUCGACACGAAAUGGCCACCUUCAAUACCACCCUGGAGGAUCAUCAUCCUGCCCUUAUCCGAGACGCGAUGCUUUAUCGGAUUCUGCUUCUCUCACGCGCUAGGAGACGGCAUGUCAGCAAUCGCUUUUCACAGGACCUUUCUCGAUGCGCUUCAGGACAAUGUCGGCCAGCAAAGUGGCAAGCAAAACCUCGUGCAUUCUCAGGGGUUUAGGCCUCUGAGUCCGCCGUUCGACACGAAGGCGAAUCUACCGAUUUCAUGGACUUUCCUCCUCUCACCACUUCUCGGACUAUACCUGCCAGCUUCCUUCGGCUUUGGACUAAAUACUAUCACGCCUACGACAUGGACAGGGUCCACUACAUUCUACCAUCCCGAGAAGUAUCAAGUUGGAGUCGAAAUUUGCUCGAUCGACGCUACUACCGUCAGAAAGGUCCUCAAGGAGUGCCGAGCACAAGGGUCAAAAAUAACAGGACUGAUUCAUCAGCUCAUUGUCUCGGCGUUGUCGGAACUGUUGCCGGAAGGAUAUGACAACUUUGCCGCUCAGACGGCCAUCAAUAUGCGCAACGCGGUUGGCGUGUCUAAUGAGGAGAUGGGCCUGUAUGUUGCUGGGGAUGUCGAGAUCCUGAAUAGGGCUUCUCCGCAGACGAUGACGACUCCCUUAUGGGCAAGGGCGAAAUCCAUGACAGAUAAGCUUGCGGCAGCGGCGAGCAGGACGCAAGAUCAGUCAGUCGGACUCUUGAGAUAUCUGAGUGACAUACGAGCGUGGACAUUAUCCAAACUGCACCAGCGUCGGGGUGGUUCAUACGAAGUCAGUAAUCUCGGCAACUUCCAGCCUGCUGGUAACUGCGAGCACGUUUCGGUCACCGAUUUGGUCUUCGCUCAGUCGACGGACGUCAAUGGUCCGGCUUUGAAUUUCAAUGUCGUGAGCGCCUCCGACGGGCCGAUGACCGUUACUAUUACAUGGCAAAUUGGAGCGUUGGAUUUGGGAGUCCAAAGUGAAUCCGAAUUCGUCAAAGCAGUGUGUCAGAAGUUGGAAGAUAGUCUCACACGGAUAUCAGAUAUGGAUGUGCCCUAGGAUCUGGCCCUACAUACGGUCUAAAAUAGUGUUGAUAUUGACAUGCGGAAAAGGCUUGUAUGGUCGUUCGACUAUUAAGGGGAGAUGUGGAAACUGGUUGAUAUUAAUAAUAAAU